AUGGGUAAACAUGCACAAUUGAUUAUGGGUCCUGCUGGUAGUGGAAAAUCUACGUAUUGCGAUACAAUGAGAAAACAUUGUGAAGAGAUAAAGAGAAGUGUACAUGUUGUGAAUUUAGAUCCAGCAGCAGAGGUAUUUGAAUAUCCGGUUUCAAUAGAUAUAAAGAAUCUGAUCACUGUUGACGAGGUGAUGGACGAGUUGGCAUACGGACCAAACGGUGGUCUGGUCUAUGCUAUGGAGUAUCUGGUGGAGAACAUGGAUUGGUUGAUGGAUGAACUCGAUGAUUUCGAAGAGGAUUAUCUCAUUAUCGAUUGUCCUGGUCAGAUCGAGUUGUACAGUCAUAUACCGGUGAUGCGUACACUCGUCGAUGCACUGCAACAAUCUGGCUAUAGAGUUUGUGCUGUAUUCAUGGUGGAUUCACAAUUCAUUCUCGACAGUUGUAAAUUUAUAAGUGGUUCACUCAUGUGUUUAUCGGCAAUGAUUCGUCUCGAGAUUCCACAUAUCAAUGUACUUACAAAGUUAGAUGUAAUAAAGAAAUCACAUAGACUGAAAGAUAUUGAAAGUUUUUUAGAUUUAGAAGUACAUGAAUUAGUAGAUAGAUUAGAUAAUGAAACGAACAAUAGAUAUCAUAAAUUAAAUAGAGCUAUUGGACAAUUGUUGGAAGAUUAUAGUUUGGUUGGAUAUAUCCCACUUGAUAUUUCAGAUCAAGAGAGUAUUAGUUUUUUAUUGGCACAGAUAGAUAAUUCAAUACAGUAUGGUGAAGAUGUCGAACCACAAGAUCCAAACGAUCAAUACUUUGAAGAAGAUGAAGAUGCUGAUGAUGGUGCUUUCGAUAAUUACAACAAUUAA
Messenger RNA from Heterostelium album PN500, 849 nucleotides. RefSeq names its product GPN-loop GTPase 3 (gene gpn3). The transcript has 4 exons. Lineage: Eukaryota; Evosea; Eumycetozoa; Acytosteliales; Acytosteliaceae. The record is from RefSeq and is a predicted model, not a curated record. The coding region runs from base 1 to 849 and encodes 282 amino acids. Gene Ontology annotation, molecular function: GTPase activity.